Molecule: messenger RNA, 7032 nt
Organism: Oncorhynchus mykiss (rainbow trout)
Lineage: Eukaryota; Metazoa; Chordata; Actinopteri; Salmoniformes; Salmonidae
Source: RefSeq, a predicted model, not a curated record
ACCCAGCAGGGGGAGGCGAAGUAGAAAAGAGCACAGACUUCUUCAGUGAGAACGAAACGAGAGGGGGCGUCAGUGCGAACAAAGUAAUUCUAGGGAGAGGAGUUAGAUGACAUUCGGAAAUUGAACGGAAGUAAAACACUCUGGGUUUGUAUCUUCGUGGUUUUCCGACGUAGACGAUACACCCAAACUUAAAUUACAGCCUCAAAUCAAGUCGUGGAUGUGGGGUGCAUAUUUCACCCUGGGAUUUAGCUACACGAGAAACGUUCCUGACGUCAAAUUUUCUCUCCUCUCUUUAUUUUGUGUCAGGUGGCUGAACUGUGGAAGCUACAGAGGACAAUAUCGAUUCCACAGGAUUUGAAACAUUUGUUCUAUACUUUAUACAAAAGUACGAAGAUGUCUGGACAAAGCAUUACGGAUAGGAUAACUGCAGCUCAACACAGUGUAACCGGCUCCGCGGUGUCCAAAACUGUGUGCAAGGCGACCACACAUGAAAUUAUGGGACCAAAAAAGAAACAUUUAGAUUACUUGAUCCACUGCACCAAUGAGAUGAACGUGAACAUCCCCCAGCUGGCAGACACCUUGUUUGAAAGGACUGCCAGCACCAGCUGGGUGGUGGUCUUCAAGUCUCUCACCGCCACACACCACCUCAUGGUCUACGGCAACGAGAGAUUUAUACAGUACCUGGCUUCAAGGAAUACACUUUUUAACCUCAGUAACUUUUUGGACAAAAGUGGCCUACAAGGCUAUGACAUGUCGACGUUCAUAAGGAGGUAUAGUCGCUACCUGAACGAGAAGGCUGUAUCGUAUCGACAGGUCGCUUUUGACUUCACCAAAGUAAAACGAGGGGCGGAUGGCGUUAUGAGAACCAUGAACACAGAGAAGUUACUGAAGACCCUACCCAUUAUCCAAAACCAGAUGGAUGCACUACUUGAUUUCAAUGUCAAUGCCAAUGAGCUCACCAACGGAGUGAUAAACGCGGCCUUCAUGCUUCUGUUCAAAGAUGCCAUUCGACUGUUUGCGGCCUACAACGAAGGCAUUAUUAACCUGUUGGAGAAGUAUUUUGACAUGAAGAAAACUCAAUGCAAAGAGGGCCUUGACAUCUACAAGAAAUUCCUCACUAGAAUGACAAGAAUCUCUGAAUUCCUUAAAGUAGCGGCGCAAGUAGGGAUAGAUCGAGGGGACAUCCCAGACCUCUCCCAGAUUACAGUUUGUGCCCCCAGUAGCCUCUUGGAUGCCUUAGAGCAGCAUUUGGCUUCUUUAGAAGGGAAGAAGGUGAAAGAUUCCACAGCAGCCAGCAGGGCUAGCACUCUCUCCAACGCUGUCUCUUCUCUGGCCAACACGGGCAUAUCUUUCACCAAAGUGGACGAGAGGGAAAAGCAGGCAGCUCUGGAGGAAGAGCAGGCUCGCCUAAAAGCGCUGAAGCGUCUGAAGGAACUCCAGAACGGUCAUUCUUCCUAUGCCACCACGGUUGCCUCCCCUGUGUCCACUGACGGGCGGACCAUCAACACAGCACCGGCCAUCGACCUUUUCUCCACACCCAGCUCCACAAACAGCACUUCCAAGGCGGCGAGUGACCUUCUGGACUUGCAGCCUGCAUUUCAGCAGCAGGCACUGCUACUCUCCACUGGCCUACCAACAGCCAACACAUGGGGAGAUCAUUACAAUCCCUUUAUUGUUUCGAGCUCUUCCAUUGCAUCUGAUCUUGAGCACACAGUGCGGAUAGAGCAGUUUGUCUCAGACUCUUUCUGUGGGCCAGCAUCAUACCCUACCACUCCUCUCUUCCAGUCUGAGCCCUCUGCUGUAGCUGGUCUAUUUGGAGGAUUCUCAGUGUCUUCCACCACGCAGCCCCAGACCGCCAGAGGCCUUAACGUCAACUUUGACUCUGUGUUUGGCAAUAACUCAGCCUCCGCCAACAAUGUUGACUCUGCUGGUGGUGUCCUCAAACCCACAGUGGCCUCCUCGCCCAGCCAGGGGCUAAUCCCAAACGGGCAGCAGCUUGGGAAACUGGUGUCGGAUGACCUGGACUCGUCCUUGGCCAACCUUGUGGGCAAUUUGGGAAUUGGCAAUGGUGUGGCAAAAAAUGAUAUUCAUUGGAGUCAGCCUGGUGAGAAGAAGUUGACAGGUGGAUACAAUUGGCAACCAAAGAGUGCUCCCUCUACCACAUGGAACCCUGCCACUAUGAACGGCAUGCAUUUCCCACAAUACGCACCAUCUGUCAUGGCCUUCCCUGCAACGACGCCGACGGGAAUGAUGGCAUAUGGAAUGCCUCCCCAGAUGGGUUCCAUGGCCAUGAUAAACCAACCCACCAUGAUGUACAGCCAACCGGUUGUGAGGCCGGCCAACCCCUUUGGCCCGGCCCCAGGAGCACAGUCCUCGGCAGCUUCUAGUCCCUCCAGUCAGAGUCCUCUCAGAGCACCAGGAAAGGACCCUUUUGCCCAGCUCUCUCUCAAGGAUUUCUUGUAGAACAUCUUUAGAUGCAGUUCAUGUAACCUGAAAGGGAGGCUUUUGUCCUCUGAAGGCAAACCAAGAAGCAGCUAAACUUUCACUUUCAAGUAAAAUUCUGUUUUUACUCAUCGUUGAGAAUAUCAGCCCAAAUAAGAAAGGACUUGAAGGAAUCAAGGGGAGGAAGCCAUGUCCAAGACGUGUCAAGUAUACAUAGGACAAGGAUCCCAUUUUGUAAUUUGUCUUAUGAGAAAGUAUGUGACCCCUCUACAGGGAUCACUCAUCCCAUUUGUCUUCUGUAAAAGAUAAACAUGGGUGUGGAAAGGGAGAUAAUUUGACUUUGCUGUUAUGUAUAAAAAUAGUGGGUUAUCACACACAGCUUGAUGUUCUUGGGGUGAGGACGUGGGUUCAAGUGGGACGAGUGGAAGAAUUGCUUGAUCUGAUCAUCAAUCGUGCAUUAUCUAAUUUAACCAUCACUGAUUAGUAACGCUAACCUCUGUUUUAUACCAUGAUUUCAAUAUUUUUUUCUUUCAAAAAAGUUAUUACAUUUGCAGUAGACAUUCCUUGUGUAUUGUUAGUAUUUAUUUAUAAUUACCCAUGGAGGAAAUGGGGUGUGUGGGGGGGGGGGGGAUAAAAAUAAUGUCAUUGAACUCUUCCUUGUGGGAGGUAUUCAGGUUUAUACAUGGUUAUGAUUGAUUGUAUGAUUGGAGUUUGAGAGUGAGAGUAAAAAAUAGUUAAUAUAAAGAUGAAAAAAUGUAACUCACUGUCAACAGACAGUUUAGCUCUAAUCACUGAACUGGCAUAAUGUCAAGCACAGUUCUUUGUGGCUCAAAGUUACAACCCUCCAUGUGUAAGGGGUGAUAUGGACGUCAAACAAGGGUAUUCAUUCAAUACAGUCAAUUCUGUGAGCUAGGGUAUUUUUUCUUUUUUUGCAAGGGAACAUUUUCACGCACUAGCAAAGCACUACAUUUGUGAUUCGGCGGCAUUGAGAUGGAUCCGCAUUUCUGCUUUACGCUUGGCAUGUUGUUUAUUUUACAUGGCUGCCUUUCCAACCUGAAUGUGCAGUGUGUCCUUCAGGCUCGGGGCCAUCUUUACAUAGACCGGCACUGGGAUUGGGGGAAAGAGGGAGGUGAUCUUCACAGGAGGCAGGGGGAAAAGUCGUGAUUGUGUCACUGGAAGGUCAGUUCUGUGUAAGUGGCAGACCUGGGUUCAGCUACUAUUGGACAUCUUUUAAAUACUUUGUUUGCUUUAGCCUGUCUAGAGUGCCAGAUAUGCUGUGUUAGCAGUUUUGGGACGAUUCAAUUGGUCCAUUAAGCCAGACGAGCUCAAUCAAGCACAGAAAGUGUGAAAUUAGUAUUUGAUCCCAUGUCUGGUAAGUGGGCAGAAGGGUCCAGUUAAGCAGGGAGAAAUGGAACACUGUUGAUCGGUGCUUUGUGUGUGUGUGUGUAUAUAGAAGAGAGCCUAUCCCAUGAUGGAAAGGAUAUGUGCAGGAUGGUCAGAACCUGAAGGUUAUUCUAUUCAUCAAAUAUUUACUGCAUUGUCCCUGCAGAGUAUAUUUUUGUUUAUAUUAAAUAUAAAAAAAUUGUUGUAUGCAGACUUUUGGUUGAUUUUCCAAUAAAGUGCAGUUUCCAGUGGGUUUUAUUUUAAUUCUUUCUUUUUUUUUCUCCACAUAGUAUUUUGCCCCAGUUUCUUGAGUUUGUGUGGGUGUAUGUGAAUGGAUGAUGAAUAAUAAUUCAUUGUAAUCCACUGUAUUACAUACAGGUCAUGACACGAGUGGCCAAAUGAGGUAGAUGGGUUUUAUAUGAGGGAGACUAAUAAAUUGCUCUAAUUCCCCCCAGGUUAUAACCAGGGCAGAUUUAACCCUGUGAAGCAUCAUGUGGCAUAUUUGUUUAAGAAAGCAUUCCCGGAUCCUUGCUUUGUAGUUUCAUUGCAUGUUUAAUGGGAAUACAUGUCUCUGAUGCCAACAUGAGGCCAAUGCUAGAUUUACAAAAGUGUGUGUGUGUAUCCAUGCUUUGGCCUGGCUACUUGAACCUCUUGUGGAUGAUAGGUAGCUGGCAGGUAGCCGGUAGCGGAAGGUAGCCUGGGCCAGUAACUGAAAGGUUGCUAGAUCGAAUCCCUGAGCUGACAAGGUCAAAUCUGUUGUUCUGCCCCUGAACAAGGCAGUUAACCCACUGUUCCUAGGCCGUCAUUGUAAAUAAGAAUUUGUUCUUAACUGACUUGCCUAGUUAAAUAAAGGUUCAUAAAUAAAUUAAAUGAUGUGGGCAGUUGGGGGCUAGUUCUCAGGAGCCUGGAGCAUCCCUGGGGCUGAGAAGGAGCUUUCGGAGCCGGGGUCUUGGAUAGGGAAGGGCCCACCACACUCGGCUUCUGCUCCAGAGGUCCCAGGUGCAUGUAUCCCUGCUGGACAGCACCAAGUGGGGAGGGAGAAAGAAGGGGAGAAGUAGUCCCAUAUAAGAGAUGCAUCCUGUUUGGCCUGAGAUUUCCCAUCGCAACAAGGAAAGACAUUGUUACUCUCAGAUUGCUACUCUUUCCCGAUUGUGUCCACUGCCAAAUGGAAGUGGCACAGAGGCAAUCCCUAAGGCUCUCCCUCCACCCGUCCCUCCCUUCACUCUCCAUAGCCUCUGUGCCUUGGACUUUUUAUGGGGGGGAGGAUUCAAUAAAGAGCUGAAUGUCUGAUUCAAUACCUUCUGAGUCUAAAAUGAAUGGCAUAUUUGUUAAAGGAUAGCCAAGUUCUAUGUCACAUUCAUGACUUUGUUUUAGCACCAUACUGAAAUCAUGUUCUCGUCAAUACUGUGGUAAAAUGAAAUUCCCAAAUGAAGUGUUAUCACAAGUGAAUCAGGAGUGAUUUUUAACCAUUAUUUAACUAGGCAAGUCAGUUAAGAACAAAUUCUUAUUUACAAUGACGGCCUACCCUGACCAAACCCUCAUGAAGCUGGGCCAAUUGUGCGCCGCCCUAUGGGACUCCCGAUCACGACCGGUUGUGAUACAGCUUGGGAUUAAACCCAGGUCUGUAGUGAUGCCUCGAGCACCGCGAUGCAGUGCCUUAGACCGCUGCUUCACUCGGUCCCCCAACCCAAUUUAGCAGCACGCAUAAGGAACACCCAACCCAAACAACAAAGUAAUCUUUAGCUUGUGCUGCCCCUCAGCUGAGGCUGACCUAUAUAUCCAUAGACAGAUGACACUGGAGGCUGCCAGCACAGCUUUAUAUUUCUAUUGGACUUUGGCUACUAAGAAAAUGGAGGAAAAGCAAGUAGAGGAAACCAUAUGAUUAUUGAGAUACGCCCAUAGUCUAGACAUCAAUUAUAAUUUGACUCCAGUUGAUGUGUUGAACACAAGAAUGGCCCGAGGAGGACCUAAUGGGGUCUUGCCUGCAGGUGGGUCUGGCUGCCGUAGAGUAGCACACUGAGGUCCUCUGUUGGCCCGUGGGAUGCCUCGCUGCAGCUGCCGCUCCUUUCAUCCCUCUCCAGCUCUUUGGCCUGCUUCUGAGACCGCUAUGCUUCCGUUGCUGGGUGGAAGGGAGAUACGGGGCUGUUGCUUACCCUGUCUGGUGGGAACCAUGAAAAUCAUUAGAAAUGGGGAGGAGGGAGGGGGUUCAAAUUACAUUAAUUAUUGACUGAAAAAAAAGCCCGUACAGUACCCAACAUGGAGAAAAAAAUGUUUAGAGUUUCGGUGUCGAAAAUAAUUAGAAGCUCAGUAAAUGAAAGCACAAUUUUCCAAGAGAGGAACGUACUGGUGGUAGCCAUUGUUGGUUUAAGUUUUUAUCUUGAGUUUAGCUGAGAGGUCAUGCUGUCUCCGAGGGAAAUGAGUGUUGCCAAAUAGUCUUGGGAAGGGUGGUGUGACUCAGUGGCUUCCCGUUCCCACACUGGUGCCCACUUAUGGUCAGAUUGGUUAGUAAAACAAUCAUAGGACAAUUGUCGUCGUCAUUUUUUUUUACGUUUAAUCGUGGAUCAAAAAUUAUCAGGUAUAUUUCUGUUUGCCCAUCCGCUAUGCUUCCCAUUUCAAAUGUGAAAUUGUGCAUUGAUCAUUAUCAAUAUUCAUAUUAUUUUUUCAGACGAUUGUGAUCAUUUAAAUUUGUAUCAUCUGGGCACUACUCCACAGAUGAAGUUGCAAUAUCAGAUGAUAAAGAAACUUGUAAGUGUAUUUCAGAAAGGCUAACAUAUUUAUAUUUAUGCUAUAUGCUUGUCAAGACAGUGGCAGCAACUGUUGCACAGACAAACUCCAAAAGUCACAAGGAGUCACUACUCUGUCCCUCUUGUGCUCUUCCCUUCUUCGAGUCAAGGAGCAACACUACUGGCAUCAUUGGACAAAUGUCAUCACUUAUAGCAACAACAAAAAAAUAUUGUAUAAUUUCAAUUGGAAAGACAUCCUAAAUCGAGCCGAGAGUGAUCAUUGCAGUGCCAUCCCAGCAUUGGUUCGCCUGCUAAACAGUUAAAGAUAGCUUUGUUUUGUAUAUUAACUGUGUUUUGUUAACUUGUAAUAAUUCAUAUUUAAUUAUUUCAUUGUAACUGGUACUUUUAGUUCAGAUUUUUGUUGCCAUUUGUACAAGGAUUUGUCAAAUAAUAAUAAAAUAUAAAAAACAUUGUCAUCCCCUGA